Beauveria bassiana ARSEF 2860 is the source of this 372-nucleotide messenger RNA. RefSeq lists its product as uncharacterized. The transcript has a single exon. The record is from RefSeq and is a predicted model, not a curated record. The coding region runs from base 1 to 372 and encodes 123 amino acids. Lineage: Eukaryota; Fungi; Ascomycota; Sordariomycetes; Hypocreales; Cordycipitaceae.
AUGGAUAUACCGUUCUUUCGGAUGUUUCUGCCACCGUCGAUGCCCCCUGGUACGGCGUCUUACGCAAAGGCGCAGGCCGCGGCACUCGUUUCCUACCUGAUCAACUCCGGCAACUACAGUCUCGCCUUUCCCGAGCACGUGCUGGACGCCGUUACCCACUGGCAUGGCCAGGCGCUGCGCGAGAAUCUCUGGGCGCCGUUGGGAAUGAAAGCGACAUAUUUCGAUGUAUGUGAUGCGCUGGCGGCGCUCUUGGCGGCCGGUCAUGUGUGGACUGAAGCAGCGGGGAACCAUAUACUCGUGGAUCAUAUGGCUGUCACAAAUUUCGAUGCCGCUGGACCGGUCACCUCAAUAUUCAAGGUCUACGUGAAAUAG